Haemonchus placei is the source of this 1008-nucleotide messenger RNA. NCBI's taxonomy places the organism in Eukaryota, Metazoa, Nematoda, Chromadorea, Rhabditida, Trichostrongylidae. The record is from the annotation of a GenBank genome assembly.
UUAAAGCACAAUUUCAGGCGGAAAUUGUUCAUAUGGCUCGCCUCGUUACCACUUCUUCACAUAAUAAUGCAUCACUCAAUGAUGCUUUCCGACAAUCCCUUCCUUAUCUACACUUUUGUAUCAUACAGUAUGCUGAGCUAUGUCUCCUACUGUAUGGAUACUAUCGAGAAGCCUGUGAGGAAGGAGGACAACACCGUGGCAAAACGAUACCUUCGAAUGAUGUUCUAUACAUUCUAUCAACCCUACCUAUUUUCCCUGAUCGUACUCUACUCGGACUUCGAGCGUCAGAUCGCUGAACGAAAACAGAAGCCCAGGGACCUACUGGGUAGUCUCUGGUUCGCUUUAAGGAUCACCUUUUGGUGGGGUGUUCUGGAACUGGCAGUGCAUUUUAUGUACCACGAAACCAUUCUCCGGAAUAUUGGAUAUUCUGAAGCUCUUUCAAAGGACACUUACUUCGCAUUGGGACUGACUUUAGGAAUAUUCUUCCAUUUGAAAUAUGUAAUCAUAUUCGGUUUGCCAUCAGUAUUUGCUCGAUUCGACAACAUGGACCCUCAACCUGGACCUAUUUGUAUCUCACGGGUCAUGCUCUUCUCCAAGGUCUGGCGAGAGUUUGACCGUGGGCUCUACCAGUUCUUCAAAACUUACAUUUUUGUGCCAAUUUGUGCCCCCACAUUUUCGUUACCACGGAAGGUUUUCGGAGUAUUCGUCUCAUACUCGUUUGUUCUGCUCUGGCAUGGUUUCUACCACCACAACAUAGUAUGGAUAAUUCUGAACAUCAUAUCCUUGCUGUUAGAGAUGAGCUCCAAGGCGCUAUACGGGGUGGAGUCGUUCCGACAUUGGCGAGAGAAAGUCAUCAGCGACGUGAACUUCCGCCGAGUUCUCGCUCUCCUACAGAUUGUACCUUUUGCAUUUGGACUCUAUUCGAAUAUCUACUUCCUGGGUGGAUCCGAAGUAGGAGCGUUAUUUGUUAAACGUAUCUUCGAUGAGGAGACCAUUCCUUUGAGGUGA